AUGGCAGACAGAUCCCUGGGUUCUGGCAAUCCCACCUCUCACAAUCAUCAGGACAAAUCCGGUCUUGGAGAAAACAAAAAUGCAUCAUGUUCAUUUUCUAUUGAAAGCAUUUUGGGGAUGGAGCAGAAAAAAGAUGGCACUCCAGCUGCAAAGCCUCACAGGCCAUGGGUGGAUAAAUGGAAUAAUUUAGGAGAGGAUUGUAAUCCUCGUUUGCGCAUCCCUGCUAUGUCCUAUGCAGUCCCAUUGUUUCAUGCAAGCAACUACCCAGAUGUGGAAGAAAGAGUUCUGAAAUGUGAAAACUAUUUUGCAGUCAAUGAAAGGCUUUCUUACAAAAGGGAAUUGAGUUGGUAUCGAGGUAGGAGGCCAAGGACUGCAUUCACUCGAAAACAGAUUGAACUGCUGGAAAAUGUUUUUAGAGUGAAUUCUUAUCCUGGAAUUGAUGUCAGAGAAGAACUCGCCCAAAAAUUAGAUUUAGAUGAAGAUAGAAUCCAGAUCUGGUUCCAGAAUCGCCGGGCAAAAAUGAAGAGAUCACACAGAGAAUCUCAGUUUCUAGUGGUGAAAAAUGCUUUCCCACAAAAUAUGAUAAAAUAGGAUGAAUCUGCAAAAAUCGCUUGUAUAUUGUAGCAUUUUGUGAAGUGUUCAUAAACUCAAUAUAGUAUUAAAGAAUUUUCACAUUAUUUCUUAAAAUCUACUAGGAUGUGUUUCAAGUAGUUUUCAAAGAGUUUAAUAAUUUUACUGUGGAAAAUAAACUGAGAAUACAACUGUUGCAUGAUUCCUCUUAAUAUUUAAUUUGGCAAUAGCAUUUCCUUUAACAGUUUUUAUAUAUAUACAAAAAGAAGCAGUAGCAAAGCUAUUUUUUUAGUUAACUGACCAAAGGUGGUGAUGCACUUGUUCUGCUGCUGGGAUAAAUUAUAAAGAUUUUAUGGACAUCAGUGGAGCUUUACAAUUUUACAAGAGAUGCUAUACAUUACUCUUUUGUGGUUGUUGUUUCAUUACUGUAGAAAUUUGCAAAGUCUGUGAAAUCAGGAUUCCUGCAGGACUGUAGGUGGUCCUGAGGGCUAGUUUAUCUUCAGGUGGUUUUCUUUUUCUUUGAAAGACAACAGAAGCAUUAUAUGAGGCGGGGGGGAGGAAAGGGGCUUUUGUUGAAAAAAAGAGUAAAAAGCCACAUGUGCUACAUUGUUUGCACAGUUGUCUGGACUGUCACUAUAUUUAAGAGGAGGAGAAAUGUCAAAAACA
Messenger RNA from Sphaerodactylus townsendi, 1236 nucleotides. It is a transcript of the gene HESX1, whose product is annotated as HESX homeobox 1. Gene Ontology annotation, biological process: regulation of transcription by RNA polymerase II; forebrain development; pituitary gland development. The record is from RefSeq and is a predicted model, not a curated record. Gene Ontology annotation, molecular function: RNA polymerase II cis-regulatory region sequence-specific DNA binding; DNA-binding transcription repressor activity, RNA polymerase II-specific. The transcript is spliced from 4 exons. Gene Ontology annotation, cellular component: nucleus. NCBI's taxonomy places the organism in Eukaryota, Metazoa, Chordata, Lepidosauria, Squamata, Sphaerodactylidae. The coding region runs from base 1 to 591 and encodes 196 amino acids.